GGGCCGGCGGAGAGCGGCGCCUCGGGGCUCGGCGGGACUCGGCUUGUCGGAGAAGGGGUUGAGCCCCCGACCCCCUUGUCUUCUCCAGUCCAGCGUGCCCACCCCAACCAUGGCCGGAGGGAUCACGGAGCCCGGAGAACUCUACUCUCCCUACGUCGGCCUGGUCUACAUGUUCAACCUGAUCGUUGGCACUGGGGCACUCACCAUGCCCAAAGCAUUUGCCACGGCGGGCUGGCUUGUCAGCCUCAUCCUCCUCGUGUUCCUGGGCUUCAUGAGCUACAUGACCACAACAUUCGUCAUGGAAGCCAUGGCGGCCGCCAACGCACGGCUGUGCUGGAAGAGAAUGGAAAGACAUAAGGAGGAUGAAGUGGAGGAGGAAGAUGACGAUAAAGACUCCUCUUCCGCAACCUCCGAUGAUGACGACCCUCUCGCCCCGGGGAGCUUCGAUAGGUCGGAGACUCGACCCAUCCUGUCCGUGCAGCGACGAGGGCCUCCCUGCGUCUUUGAGAUCACUGACCGGGUCGAGAUGGGACAGAUGGCCUCCAUGUUCUUCAAUAAAGUGGGUGUCAACCUGUUCUACGUGUGCAUCAUCAUCUACCUGUAUGGGGACCUGGCCAUCUAUGCUGCAGCUGUGCCCGUCUCACUCAUGCAGGUUACCUGCAGUGCCGGGGCAGCUGACCGUGGGAACCGGUCCUUGAGCGUGGAAGAUGGCAAGCAACACAACGACACCGACCAGUGCUGGGGCCCUGUCCGGAGGAUUGACGCUUACCGCAUCUACCUGGCUGCAUUCACGCUGCUCCUUGGGCCCUUCACCUUCUUCAACGUGCAGAAAACCAAGUACCUGCAGAUCGUGACUUCCCUGAUGAGGUGGAUCGCAUUCGUCAUCAUGAUCAUCGUGGCCCUGACCCGCAUCGGGCGCGGGCAAGGCGAGGGCCACCCUCCCUUGGCCGAGCUCUCGGGUGUCCGCAACCUAUUCGGGGUGUGUGUUUACUCGUUCAUGUGCCAGCACUCCCUGCCCUCCCUCAUCACGCCCAUCUCGUCCAAGCGCCACCUGGCCCUGCUGGUGCUCCUGGACUACGGGCUCAUCCUGGCCUUCUACAGCCUGCUGGCCUUCACCGCCAUCUUCUGCUUCCGCGGCGACGCCCUGAUGGACAUGUACACCCUCAACUUCGCCCGCAGCGACGUCGUGGGCCUGCCCCUCCUCCGCUAUUUCCUGGGCCUCUUCCCUGUCUUCACCAUCAGCACCAACUUCCCCAUCAUCGCCGUGACGCUGCGCAACAACUGGAAGACCCUGUUCCAUCGCGAGGGGGGCACGUACCCCUGGGUUGUGGACCGCGUGGCCUUCCCCACCAUCACGCUGGUGCCCCCCAUCCUGGUGGCCUUCUGCACCCACGACCUGGAGGCGCUGGUGGGCGUGACCGGGGCCUACGCCGGCAACGGCAUCCAGUAUGUCAUCCCUGCGUUCCUGGUCUACUGCAGCCGCAGGGACGGCCGCCUGGCGGCUGGCAUGGGUCCCCCUAACCGGCACGCCUCCCCAUUCCGACACACCUUCUGGGUGGGCUUUGUGCUGGCCUGGGCCCUCUUCUGUUUCCUCUUCGUCACAGCCAACAUCGUCCUCAGCGAGACCAAGCUCUGAGGUCGGAGCUCCCAGCUGUGACGUAGGGCACCCCUCCAAAUCCCCGGAAGGCCACCCACCCUCCGGACCCGGGGUUCCAGGUGAGACCCUGACCGGAGGGAGAUUCUGGCAUCUGUGGGCAUCUGACUGCCUGCCCUUCCCUACCUGCUGUGGGCAGGGAGGCUGCUCGGGCCUAGGCCACACUGGAUAUGGGUGAGCCCCGCUUAGGCCUGGAGCCUGAUGCCAGCCCUCCAGCUCCCAUUGGACAGCGGCAGCCACCCCAACGUCUAUUUGAAAGCUGUCCCACAGCACCACGAGUCCCCGACCCGAGCUCCCUUCUCUUCAUUUCUGCCCUGCAGGGAGACACAGAUGGGCCUGGGGCCCUGCUGCUCAGGACAGGACAGAAGGCCAGAGCAGUGCUGGCGCUGUAGCUGAUAUGGAUUUAAACACUUCAGUGUGGCCUCUCACCCCUUCCUAACCCCUCUUCCUUCUCCUCAUGUGUCUGUGGGCUUGGGCCUGGCCUUGAUGAAGACUGUGUGUGCCCAUUGGCCCUUGUUGCCUAUCCUUCACGUGCAUAGGGGAGCAGGAGGUGCCAGCAUGCAGCAGCUGGUUCCUGGUGGGUCCCCAUGUCCUCAUUGUGGUGGGCUGGGCUGGCUCAACCCUAGGCCACAGGAACUGACCCCCGGCCUGCAAGGGACUCAGGGAUGGUGGGCCUGGGCAACCGCUCUGCCUCUCCUCACCCCCCUGUGCGAGAGAAGUGGGUUGCCCGGCCCCCACACCCAACCUGCCCCCUCCCCUCUGCUGCACCCUUCUGCCCUCCCCAAAAGGAGGGUUGUGAUUCAGCAUGGUAAUGGUGCUGGGACUACAUGGCUUUCUAACUGACCUUUCGGCCCCUUCCCCUGUGCUACAGUGCUCCUGGAGCUGAGGGGUUGGAGGUGUUCCCUGGAUGGUGCCGUUAGGCCCGGGGCCGGCCGGCAGCCAAGGGGGCUUCGCUGCAUCUGCUGGUUGGAAAAAGGUGAGGGCUGGUGGUCUUGAUCGUGCCUGCUGCAGUAGGGGGUGGGGGAUGCCCCCAGGUUCUCGCCCUCUGAACAUGGAAGUAGCCUGGAUCCCACCCCCAGCCCGAUCUCUGUGGAGGGAUGGGGAGAUCUCAGUCUCUGCCCAGCCCUACCAGGGGUGCUGCCCUCAUCUGGGGCUCGAACCCACUUCCCCCUGCAGUCCCCGGGGCUGCCAGGAGGUUGGGGCCUCGCUCAGCCCGUGCCGUCCUCCGGGGGUGAGGCCGCAGCCUCCUGCCACCGCCGCCGCCGCCCUCCAGCUUCCCCAAAGAACUGGGGUUGUUCCAUGUGCCUUCGGUCCCGGCUGCAGGGUCUCGCCCGGUGUCCGACUGAUCAGUCCCGGAAUGGCCCUGUUCCUUUCCCUCGAUCUUAGUGCCUUGUCUUACGGGCCCCUGGCUUAGGGAGGGCCCGUCUACCAUGCGACCCAUGUGAUGCGCCCCGCCGGCCUAGCACCCCGACCUCAGAACCGCCCUCCCGGGCCCAAGCUGAGGGUCCCUGAAGGGUUCGGGGUGGUAGGGGCCAGUGGGAUGGGAGUCGGGGCUGGCUGCUGGUUGUUGGAGGGAUUGUAGGGUGUGGGAGAUGUUGCUGUAUCACGAUCGGACGUUGCUUCCUCCGACCCGUCUCGCCCCACCCCCCUGCACUAACCUGUGGCCCCUUCGUAACUUGUCUCGGGUGUGGCUUUCUGGGUCACAGUAGAAAUAAACCCCUUUC
Tachyglossus aculeatus (Australian echidna) is the source of this 3378-nucleotide messenger RNA. RefSeq names its product transmembrane protein 104 (gene SLC38A12). The record is from RefSeq and is a predicted model, not a curated record. The coding region runs from base 110 to 1636 and encodes 508 amino acids. Lineage: Eukaryota; Metazoa; Chordata; Mammalia; Monotremata; Tachyglossidae. The transcript has 10 exons.